Molecule: messenger RNA, 801 nt
Organism: Dovyalis caffra
Lineage: Eukaryota; Viridiplantae; Streptophyta; Magnoliopsida; Malpighiales; Salicaceae
Source: the annotation of a GenBank genome assembly
AUGAAGAAACUUUGCGUGACUGAACUGCUCGGACCACGGCAGCUUGAAAGGUCCUCUGGAGUUAGAAGUCAAGAGAUCUUGCGGUUCAUGAAUAAAUUGUUGGAGAAAGCUAGCCAAAAUGAGGUUGUUGAUUUGGGUGCCGAGUUAGCCAAGCUUACAAACAAUGUUACGUGCAGGAUGGUGAUGAGCACAACGUGUUCAGAGGAAGAUGGAGAGGCUGAGAAGUGUAGGGAGCUUGUGAAGGAGUCAUUUGAAUUGGCUGCAAAGUUGUGUUUUGGGGAAGUUUUGGGUCCUUUGAAAUCUUUGGGAUUUUGGCUAUAUGGAAAACAGGCUAUGAACUUGACCAACAGAUAUGAUGAAUUGUUUGAAAGAAUUCUGAAAGAGCAUGAAAACAGCGGAAGCAGAGAGGCAUGGAAGAAUGAGCAAGUGGAUUUGGUAGAUGUUCUUUUACAUGUGUAUCAGGAUGAAAAGGUCGAGGUCAAGAUUACCAAGACACAAAUCAAGGCUUUUUUGCUGGAACUAGACAAUAUGGAUCGUGACCAAUGUGAAAGUACGGUACAAAAUUUUGGUUUUGUUCCUUUUGGGGGAGGAAGAAAAGGCUGUCCAGGGACGAUGGUGGCUUACAACUUGAUUUAUACUGUAAUUGCAGCCAUGGUUCAAUGUUUUGAUUGGGAGGUUAAGGGACAGGUAGCUGAGGCCAAGGUUAACGUGGAAGCUGGAUCAGGCAUGUCCAUGGGCAUGGCUCAUCCACUUUUAUGUCUUCUUGUGGUUUACUUCAACCCUCUUACUGCUAAAAGAUAA